Messenger RNA from Hibiscus syriacus, 1681 nucleotides. Its product is annotated as xyloglucan galactosyltransferase XLT2-like. Gene Ontology annotation, biological process: xyloglucan biosynthetic process. Gene Ontology annotation, molecular function: galactosyltransferase activity. NCBI's taxonomy places the organism in Eukaryota, Viridiplantae, Streptophyta, Magnoliopsida, Malvales, Malvaceae. The record is from RefSeq and is a predicted model, not a curated record. Bases 169 to 1596 code for a protein of 475 amino acids. The transcript has a single exon.
UCUUCAAGGUUGAAACCCCACCUUUAAUUUAUACAAAUACAGUUCCCUUGUCUUCCUUCUCCACUCAAAAGCUCCAACUGAUAAACAAAACUGCAGUCUCCACCUUCUUUUCCGGUCACUUACAUCCGCCGAAAACUUUCAAAAAAGGCUGCGUCCGUUAAGAUCUUAAUGCUUCCAAAAUCCAGCACCGUCUCUGCAAAGCUGAACUCAAUCGAACGCACAAGCUCCUCCAACACACAACAAACGCCACCUUUUUCCUUUGUAUCACGCAUAAAUCGCUUAUGGCUACUCCUUUUCAUCGUCUCGCUCCAGAUAACCAUCCUCUUCAUGGCUCGUUCCCUCCCUUUUCACCACCGCCGAACCCACCUCGCCGACCCUGAACCCGACCCGUGCUCCUCCGGUCGUAUCUAUGUCUACAACUUGCCGCCUGUUUUCAACCAAGAGUUGUUGAAUAGUUGCGAUGAGCUGAACCCAUGGAGUUCGAGUUGCGAAGCAUUAUCCAACGGUGGGUUAGGAAGGAAGGCCGUCGGAUUAUCCGGCGUUGUACCGGAGGAGUUGAUCCCCGCUUGGUAUUUGACUGAUCAGUUCGCCAUGGAAAUUAUUUACCACAACCGUAUCUUAAACCACAAGUGCCGUACCAUAGAUCCUAAUUCCGCGACGGCGUUUUAUAUUCCGUUUUACGCCGGACUCGCCGUUGGGAAAUACUUGUGGUCCAAUUAUAGUUGGAAGGAUCGUGAUAGGUACUGCGACAUGAUACUGAAGUGGGUGCAGGAUCAACCGUAUUGGAACGAAUCCGACGGAUGGGAUCAUUUCAUGACGAUGGGGCGCAUCACAUGGGAUUUCCGGCGAACCAAAAACGAAGACUGGGGCACUAAAUGCAUCUACAUACCGGGCAUGAGAAACAUCACGCGUCUCUUGAUCGAACGGAACCCCUGGGACUAUUUCGACGUCGGUGUGCCUUACCCCAGCGGAUUCCAUCCUAGGUCAGACUCCGACAUCUUCCGAUGGCAGCACUUCGUCCGCAACCGCCGCCGCAAAACCCUCUUCUGCUUCGCAGGAGCGCCGCGUGGGGCGGUGAAGAACGAUUUCCGAGGCUUGCUGUUGAGCCAAUGCAAGAACGCGUCCGGGUUAUGUCGGGCGGUGGACUGCACGAGUGCUCGCUGCUCCAACGGCACGUCGGCGAUCCUCGAAACGUUUCUGGAUUCGGAUUUCUGCUUGCAACCCAGAGGCGACAGUUUCACCCGCAGGUCGAUUUUCGAUUGCAUGAUCGCCGGGUCCAUCCCAGUUUUCUUCUGGCAUCGAUCGGCUUAUCUCCAGUACCAAUGGUUUUUACCGAGUGAACCGAAGAGUUACUCGGUUUUUAUCCACCGGGACGAGGUGAAAAGCGGGACGAGUAUUAAAAACGUGCUUGAAAGUUACAGCAGAGACGAGGUGAAGAAAAUGAGGGAGAAAGUGAUUGAAUACAUUCCUAAAUUAGUUUAUGCAAAACCCGAAAAGGGUUUGGAGAGUAUAAAGGAUGCUUUCGAUGUCGCCAUUGAUGGAGUUUUGAAGAGAAACAAGGAGCACGAGCAGCCCGGUUACAAGUGGAGACGAUGAUCAUUGAAGCUCACGGUGAAAAAUAACAAGCGUGGAGAAUAUACAGAAUUAUAUAGAUUUUAUUUAUUUGUUCAUUUUUAAAGAA